Messenger RNA from Bathycoccus prasinos, 1569 nucleotides. RefSeq lists its product with no specific name. Bases 1 to 1569 code for a protein of 522 amino acids. The record is from RefSeq and is a predicted model, not a curated record. Gene Ontology annotation, molecular function: glycosyltransferase activity. The transcript has a single exon. Lineage: Eukaryota; Viridiplantae; Chlorophyta; Mamiellophyceae; Mamiellales; Bathycoccaceae.
AUGCCUCCAAAACCCCCGUUCUCGCGCACUUCCCUCUCUCACCGAGAGAAGCGCAAGCACACCAAACGUGCUAUUUGUUGCAUCGUUUUCCUCUUCUUUUCCCUCGCGUUCAGAGUUCUCUUCUUCGGGAAAUCAUCAUCUCGAGGGCGGCACUUAAACGAUGAAUACGGGCGAGAACCUUUAUACGCGUUCGGAACGCACCAUACGCACCACCAGUUUUUGCAAAAGAGUCCUCACGAGUACGCGCUGAGCAUGGCGCGAGGAGAGGAGAGCUUUCAUCAUCGUCCUCAUAAUCAACAGGAGGGUUUGAGUGUGAGCAAAUCAGAGGAGGAAGAGGAGGAAGAACAGAAGCAGUUUUCGCUGGCAAACACGAAGGUGUACGUGUACUCGUCGCGAGAGAUAUCCGAAAUCGCAAAGUUAGCGCCGAAAGAUUGCGAAAGGGUGGAAUCAGAGCAGCUGUUACACCGGAUGUUUUUGUACUCGACGCAGUUAAGAACGAGCGAGAAGAGCGAGGCGACGCACUUUUUCGUUCCGGCGUAUCCGGAGUGUUUGAGGACGCAGAAGAAGUUGGACGAGAAGACGAUUGAGGGGUAUUACGUGGACGUGUUGAAACGACUCGGGCGAUUCCAAAUGAGCGGUGGGUUAGAUCACGUGUUCGUGGCGCCAAGAGUAGGAAUGGAUGCGGUGUUUCCGAAUUGGCGAGCGCACUGCGCGAAUUGCUUGUUUUUGAGAGCGUCGAGAGACGUGCGAGGGCAAACGACGGACGUUUUUCGAGAAGUGGUGAUUCCAGACGCGUUUUCCGAGUCCGAGGCAAGGAAAAACGACGAAACAGCGGAAAAGUUGAAAUCGAAGAGACAAUCGCACGCGUUGAUUAGCGUAUUAGGGGACGACGAUGAGGCGAAGCGUUUACGGAGGAUUCACAAGGUAUCCGAUGUAGAAGACAUGCGAUUUAGAGCGUCAUUUUGCGUGGUUAUCGUACCAAACGACGCGGAAGGUGAUGAAGACAUAGACGAGAGAAAUCAUUGGACAAAAAACAUCGCGUUGGCGUUGUGGUCGGAUUGCAUUCCGGUUCUGUUGCACAAGAAAAAUGCCAACGCGAACGACGACGACGAUCACUUUGCCCACGCGCUCUUAGACGCGCUCCCAUUAUCGGACGUUUUAGAUUACGAAUCCUUCUCGAUCUCCCAAGCGUACAAAGCCAACACGGAUGACGACGAGUUACUCGAUUAUCUUCGCGCGAUCAACGCGCGAGACCGACACGAAUUCGCUCGCAACGGCAAACGCGUCCGGUGCGCGUUCGUUUACGACGCCGGCGAUAGCGAGUGCUCCGCCGCACUCGCGUUAGGAUUUGCGUUAGGUAAACGCGGUUUACAGUUCCCGAAAAGUUCGAGAAGCUUCUGGGGCGCGCACGGUGUUCCACUCGAUGGUGACGGGAACAUAGUGAGCGCUUCUUCUUCUUCUUCUUCUUCCGCUGUGUUCGAUGAAUCCGGCGGCGGCAACUUUGAAAUCGAACACGUCUUCACGUACGCGCCGAAAGGGAACGAUUUGAAUCCUCCGAAGUAUUGUUAA